Pelobates cultripes (western spadefoot toad) is the source of this 1155-nucleotide messenger RNA. Lineage: Eukaryota; Metazoa; Chordata; Amphibia; Anura; Pelobatidae. The record is from the annotation of a GenBank genome assembly.
AUGUGUGUAGCUAGCCAUAGGCUUCAGGCUAAAACGGUUAGUAAGCAUGAAGAUGGCUACUCUGUGGAACUUGUGGAUACAAAGAGCAGUAAGCUAAUCAGUGAUGCUCUCAUUGCAGAGGGAGCAGCCAUUUCUGAUGACGACAGGAAAAACAGAAUGUCAAGCGGCGACUCUAAAUCAGUACAUAAAAUAAAUGUGCCAGACACCUCGCCCAGGGAGAUUACAUCAAAUAGAUAUUCUGCAAAUAGGGAAGCUCCUGCAGUUACAGAUCCAUCUGGUAGCAGCAUUUUGCCUGUCACAAAACAAACUUCGUCAGUUGAACCGAUGAAGGAUUUGUCCAAAGAAUCUUCCGUAGUGAAUAAAAUGACCCUUAAUAAACGUCAGGACGAUGUCUGUGAUAACCGGCAGUGGAAAUCUAUAGAUUUGCCACUAAAUGAAGCAUUACAAGCUUGCGUGAUUAGUGUGAUCAGUCCGGACCUGUUUUUCAUUUUCCCUAAAGAAAUCAAAGCUGAUGAGAUGAGAGUUCAAAGGCUUCAGCGAGUAUUGGUAGACAUUGCUGGCUACUGUAACGCAGAGCGAAAUGGUGGGAGAUUUACACCAUCUGUUGGUGAAAUGUGCUGUUCCCAGUUCACAGCUGAUGGGCAGUUUUACAGAGCACUGGUACUGGACACCUCUGAAUGUGCUGCUAAAGUCAUAUACGUAGACUAUAGAAACAUUGAAACCCUGCCUUUCUCAUCCCUCCAUCCGAUAAGAGAGAGUUCGCUGGUGCUCCCUGUGCAGAUUGUAAAGUGCAGCCUUGCAUGAGUGACACAGGUUUCAGAAAAGUGGUCUGCAGAGUGUAUUGAGCAGUUAAACCCGCUAACUCUGCAGAAAGCGGUUGCCUUAACAGUCUUGGGUGUGAAUGGGGACAUCUACGCCGUGUCCAUGGAACAGCUGCACUCCACGGGGCAUUUAAACAUCGCUGAAAAGUUGGUCAGUGAAGGACUGGGCCAGAGCACAACUCCCCCAUCUAAGGGUGCAUGUAAAGGUCCUGAGUGCUGCUGCCAUGACAGCCUAAAAAGAGUUGAAAAGUUGGAAGAGAUCAUCCAGCAUCUCCUAAAACGGGAAAGCAUCAAGUGACACUGAGACUUGUCAAACCUCCAUCAAUCAAUGCUC